Messenger RNA from Angiostrongylus costaricensis, 441 nucleotides. Lineage: Eukaryota; Metazoa; Nematoda; Chromadorea; Rhabditida; Metastrongylidae. The record is from the annotation of a GenBank genome assembly.
AUGCCGUCGGUUGUUCUUCGACAAAUGAACAGUCUCGAUGAGCGAGGCAGUUACCGUCAGCAACGGAAGCGUCGUGCUGGAAUAUCGGGUGAGUGUGUUGCCACCGGCACUAAUCCAACUACUCUUAGUCGAUCGCCUCAGUCAUCGAUCGAUUCAAACACCGAUGUCGCCCAGAUUUCGAUGAACUGGAUGCGAAUGAACGGCCUCGGGCAGGGAGCGAUCCGACCGCUGCUCACCGGCAAUCGCGUCAUGGCCAAGCAUGGAGGAUCGAAUCUCGUCGCGUCACUACGAAAUGGCCGACGGUUAGUUGAAGCUCGUCCACUUACACAGUUCCGAAAUAGUCCGAGAAUUGAUCUAAACGAUGAUCGCCGAUUAGCAAUUUGCCCAUCAUUGGAGUUGGUGGCUGUCGAAAGCGAAGAAUUUCCAACUCCCAUGGAUUGA